Botrytis fragariae is the source of this 1140-nucleotide messenger RNA. RefSeq lists its product as uncharacterized. Bases 1 to 1140 code for a protein of 379 amino acids. Lineage: Eukaryota; Fungi; Ascomycota; Leotiomycetes; Helotiales; Sclerotiniaceae. The transcript has 4 exons. The record is from RefSeq and is a predicted model, not a curated record.
AUGAAGCUUACCGCAUAUAUAAGGAUUUACUUUUACCUACCAAGUUUCCUAGCACGUGGUAUCGAGACCAACACUGAAAAUCGUUCAUUACAAUGGCGCAACGGAAUAAAAAAAAGAAAGCACAAUGAGGAUCCAACACCUGCGCAACAAGAACUUCCAUCACCUAUCAUUUUCCUUGCGCGUAGUGUAAAGGCUGAUACACGAUUCACGGUGUUCAAACAAGAAUUUCAUUUGCAUUCUUCCGGUCUCAAACAUCACUCUGAUCAUUUUCGCAAGGUUCUUGAUUCAGCCGACAAAAAACCUGCACCCGCUUAUGCGCUAUUCAAAUAUGACUAUCGCUCUGUCAUUGACGAAGAUGGAAGCUGGGCCUUGAUGCCAGCUUCAGAUAUGACUCUUGUCGAUGGACUCGAGGAAGAAAUCGAAGCCGUUCGAAAGCUCCUUUGUGCCAUUCAUUCAAAAAAUUACAGAAUUGAGACCGCAGAUGAGCUCAAAAGACUCACACGCCUGGCCGAUUACUAUUGCGCCCUGCCGGUAGUUUCAGCAACCUUGACUGGGGCUUUGUUCAAGUGCAGAAUCUUUAAAGGCUUACUUGCAACAUACAAUGCCCUAACCGGCGAACAUGAUGAUGAAUGUGUCUCCUUGCUUUUGUUGGCCCGCAAACUUCGCCACGGAGUGCUAUUUAAAGAGUUUCUGAUCCAUACAGUUGGGAGGUGGGAUUCUCUCCCAGAUCUUGAGAAGGAGGUUGUUAAAGAUGACCAACAGUUGUAUAAACUGGUGCAAACCAAGCUUAUUCUCUUGUGUAAGAUUGUUGCCAAGACUCAAGGUGCACUACUUAUGGCUCUUUGUGAUGGACAAGGCGAACUUUACAAGAUUUUUGAAUGUAAUUACUCGUCACUAUUGAUUGGGAGAAGGAUUUCCAUGUACAGAGCUCUGUACAACGAACAUGUCUUCGGCAGUUUUUCUGACGAGGAGACUAAAGAAGAGCUGAGUGAUCUUAUAUCUUCUCUACUCAAGAAUAAUCUUGCAUUAGACUGCACAGGUAAGGAUUCAGGGGGAGAGAAUGUCUUUGAAAACACGUUUCUAUGUUCUGAAAUGGAGGGUGAUGAGUUACCUUGGGAUCUAGAGGGAAUGGAUUGGUAG